AUCAAGUAGAAGUUAAAUGCAUUAUAUGUUCACUUACUACAAGUAGAAAGCCAAAGGCAAUUUUUUUUUGACUUCAUCACUGUUGCAGAAGGAUUGGCUGUAAGAUGGAGCUGCCUGGCCUUGCUUUUGCUGUUUUGAUGUUUAUUUGCUUCCAUGUAUCUGUGGAUGGAUAUCCAAAUGGGAAAGUAAGAGAAGCCUGCACUAGCAUGGUGCCCUGUCAUGGUAGCUCUCCAAAACUGUCACCUGAGCAUGUCAUUACAGUUAAUAAGACUGAAUUUAAACCUGGGGACAGUGUAGAAGUUCAGCUAUCUGGUCCAGAUUUUGAAGGAUUUUUCAUACAAGCUCGAGAUGCAGAAGACUUGGAUAGCCCUGCAGUUGGUUCUUUUGUAUUAGUUGACCGGAGACGUUCUCAGCUUCUAACAUGUGGCCAUACCAUGAAUUCAGCUGUCAGUCACACAAGUAAAGCAAAAAAGAAAGUUGUAAAAGUUUAUUGGAUUGCUCCUGGAGAUGCACCAAAACGUGUGCGAUUUCUAGCCACAGUUGUGAAGAAAUACAAGAUUUUCUGGGUGAAGAUUCCUGGUCCUGUUGUUUCUCAGCCUAAUGCACCAUUCUCAACAACACCCUUGUACACGGCAUCAGAGGCUGUAUCAACUUCACAUUCAGUUUCCUACUUAACAAAGCCUUUUAAUGCAUCAGGUUGUGGAAAUACAAAGUUCUGCCUUAGGAACCCUUCAAACUGUGAUCCUGAGAGUUCUUCCUGCUUUUUCCUAUCCUUCCAUCAAGAGAGGAGAUCAGUACUUAUUGAAAUGAGUGGUCCCAGUGAAGGAUAUUUAGCAUUUGCACUGUCCUAUGACCGAUGGAUGGGUGAUGAUGAUGCAUAUCUGUGUAUUAAUGAGGACCACCAUGUUAGUGUAAGCACUGCUUACCUGAAGGGACGAAGUCCUCCUGUUCUGGAUUCAAAGAAUGCUCUUGAAGAUGUGUCAUGGAGGCUUGUGGAUGGUGUUCUUCAGUGUUCUUUUAGAAGGAAUAUUAGCCUCCCUACAUAUAAGGGGAGGUUUAACAUGAAUGCCAGUUACUACAUCUUUCUGGCAGAUGGGGAAGCUAGUGAAGGUGGUCCAAUAUAUAAACAUCAUCGUCAGCCUCUGAUCACCAAUGGAAUGUACAAUGUCACAGGCAUUCCUCAGGAUAUUGGAGGUUCCCGGUCCCCAAGACUUAUCAAGGCUCAUGGUGCACUGAUGUUUGUUGCUUGGAUAAGUACAGUUAGUAUUGGUGUUGUUGUUGCACGAUUCUUCAAGCCUGUCUGGUCUCAUUCGUUCCUAUUUGGAAAAGAGCUAUGGUUUCAGGUGCAUCGUAUGCUUAUGUUGACCACCGUUAUGCUUACCAGCAUUUCUUUUGUAUUGCCUUUUAUAUACCGAGGUGGUUGGAGCAAACAAGCAGGUUUUCAUCCGUAUCUUGGCUGUACUGUGAUGGCUCUGACAAUCUUUCAACCUCUUAUGGCAGGUUUCAGACCAUCUCCUCAUGCACCAAGGAGGCAAUUGUUUAACUGGUUUCAUUGGAGUAUUGGUACAACUGCUAGAAUACUAGCUGUGGUUACUAUGUUCUUGGGAAUGGAUCUGCCUGCACUUGACCUACCAGACCCAUGGGGCACCUAUACAAUGAUUGGUUUUGUAGCUUGGCAUGUUGGUACUGAUGUUCUUCUGGAGAUACACAGCUACUGUCUCAUACGUAAAGUUGAACUGAUAGAGGAUGACAGAGUACAGAUAUUGCAGUCACUCACAUCUGCAGAAGCAGAAGGUAACCUGUUUAAACAGAUUGUGUUAACCAUUUAUGUCUGUGGAAAUAUAAUAUUCCUCAUUGCCUUCCUGGCAGCAAUCAAACAAGUAUGAAAUAAGAAAUUGAGAACUUUGCAUUGAAGUGCCAUGCAGCUGAAUAACACGCAAGGAAUACUUCCUAUUAUGUUUCCCGUCAACACAUCCUUGAAGAUGUGGUUGAAGAGCAAUAGCAUGUGUAAAAGGGAGAACAAUUCAAAUCAAUAGAAUGCUGGAAUCCUGCAAAAGCUGUCUUCAGGUGUUAUUUUUAAUGGGAAUCUUUGCCUGAGUAAGGAAAGAAGUGUUUUUUAUAAGUAUAAUAAUUUAUGUGGUUAGAGUUUAAAGGCUAAGAAGAGUGAGAAGGUGCACUGAAAUUACUGUUUUGAUAGUCACAGUUUCCUAAACCUUUUGGGAAUAUUACUGGGAAAACUGUAAAGUGUGAUCCCAAUUCUGUGUUCUAAUGACAUGGUUUGACAAUCUCCUGCUUGUGACAAUUUUGUCCCACAUAAAGAAAAAAAACUUACUGAAAAAAACUGUCACAAAUGCUUGAGCUAAACAUUGUUUAUCUUUGCAGUUUAAUGCAAAAAUUAUUCUCUGCUCUAAGAGCAGUGCACAUAUACAGAGGCUUGGGAACUUCAGUUCUUUAGUAAGAUCAUCAUUUUCAUCACUCAAAAUACUGUUUUGUUCUCUCAGUGCUUCCAAGCUAUAACAAGGAAAGCAUGUUUGCAAAUGUACAUUAAAACCUAGUUCUGCUUAUCCAAAACUCAAACAGGAAAAACCCCUAUCCAUGUGCAUGUACUUGUUCUGCUGUCUCUGGUCACUUGUUGCUUCUGAAUUGCUGUUCUGUACGAAUAAGAUGGGGCUCACGCAACUUCAUUCUUAAAGUUAAGUGAAAGUAUUUGCUCAGUUAUAUUGCAGUUACAUUUGCUCUAUUGAAUGCACUGCUGAAAUAGUGAUUAGGAGUUGAAUUGACUUGAGGAAAAUGCAUCUCCUUUUAGUGUAAAUGAGCAUUCUUUGAACUGCUAUGUCUGACAUUUUCUUACUUUCAUAGAUGCUUUUUUAGUCAGUAACUAAUUUAUCUUAAUAAUAUGGUAUGGGGAAUGGAGGGAGACUAUUCUCAACUUCUUCGGUUUCUGGCUUGCUUAGAUAUUGAGAGUCACUUUUUAACUGAAAUCUCAUAAAUUAACCCUUAUUAUACUAAUUAUAGUAUGCAGUACAAUGUUUUGCUUUUUUUUUUUAAUUGGUUGUAAAAUUUCAAAGUAUACCUCUACCAAAGGGUUGUUAACCUAGCUAAGAAUAAAGGUGUUGACAAAUA
Molecule: messenger RNA, 3123 nt
Organism: Phasianus colchicus (ring-necked pheasant)
Lineage: Eukaryota; Metazoa; Chordata; Aves; Galliformes; Phasianidae
Gene: FRRS1
Product: ferric chelate reductase 1
Biological process (GO): intracellular iron ion homeostasis
Cellular component (GO): membrane
Molecular function (GO): oxidoreductase activity, acting on metal ions
Source: RefSeq, a predicted model, not a curated record